Molecule: messenger RNA, 2430 nt
Organism: Amborella trichopoda
Lineage: Eukaryota; Viridiplantae; Streptophyta; Magnoliopsida; Amborellales; Amborellaceae
Source: RefSeq, a predicted model, not a curated record
CAUCCAUGUGUAGGAGACUUGCCAUGUUGGUUUCGGUAUGUCUCGUCCUCCAAGUCAGUAAUUUCCUUUACGCUCACGCGAUCAGUAUUCGACUGUUUUUCCCUCUCUCUCUCUCUCUCUCUCUCUCACUCUCUCCAUUCUACUUUGUGGUCACUCUCUCCACUCUACUUUGUGGGUUUUCUUUGGGUUUCAUGGGUUUUUUUGCAUGUUUUUUAUUUCUCACUGCUUAACUCUCGGCGAUCCUUAUCUUGGUUCAGGGACUUUACACUGGUGAGUUUCUUCUUUCAGGUAUACAAGUAUGCUACCGAAAAAGAACAGCAAUCCUGGUGGUGCUAAUUCAUCUCCAAAGACAAAAAGCACCAUUGAAAACCAGCAUUGGGGGUCUUCUAGUGGAAGCCAUGAAACCACUAGAACCAAUCCCGCAAGUUGGGCUGACGCAUCUGAGUUUUCGGUUGAUGUUGUAGAAGAUUGGGGUGAAUGGGAGGCUCAAGGAAGAAAAUCUAGGAAACCAAAGCAGCAACAAAACACAGUCCAACCAGACCCCAGACCAUCUAAUUUAUCUGGGAGGGCACCUAAUAAUAACUGGCACCAACAAAGCCAUGAACCCAAAAAGCAAGUUAACAGUAGAGAAAACCCAUGGCUUCAGACUUCGAAGUGGGAAGCUGAUUAUAUAGGUCCUCCUCCUGUUAUCCCCCCACCUCUUGAAAAUGGUUGGCAAUGGCAAUGGCAAAGUCAAGCUGGUUCAUUGAACCGAGCCAGCAAUGAGUCUAAAGAUAAAACCCAAGUUGGAGAUCCAAGUUCUAUCAGGGAAGACGAUAGAUCUCCAGAUGUAGAAGAUCACAAAUUCGCUGAUAGUCCCUCUGAGAGCGACGACCUCGAGGAAGAUAGCGACGAUGAUUUGUUGAGUGAUGGCGACUAUGACUCAGAUAUUAGCCAAAAGAGCCAUAGUGAACUGAAGAAAAACAAGUGGUACAAUAAGUUUUUCGAGACAAUGGAUGAGUUGACUGUGGAGGACAUUAAUGAUCCUUUGAGGCAAUGGCAUUGCCCAGCUUGUGCUGGUGGCCCUGGUGCCAUCGAUUGGUAUAAGGGGAUGCAGCCUCUUGUAACCCAUGCUAAGACAAAGGGAUCAAAUAGAGUUAGGCUUCAUAGGAAGUUUGCUGAGCUUUUGGAAGAGGAGCUGCAGAGGAGGGGCACAUCAGCUAUACCAGCUGGGGAGUUGUUUGGGAAGUGGAAAGGGCUCCAUGAUGCUGUUGCUGACCAUGAAAUAGUUUGGCCUCCAAUGGUUAUCAUCCAAAACACUUUACUUGAUCGAAAUGACAAUGACAUGUGGACUGGAAUGGGGAAUCCUGAGCUUGUUGAGUAUUUCAAAGCAUAUGAGCCCGCAAAGGCUAGGCAUUCAUAUGGUUCUCAAGGCCAUCGUGGGUUAAGUGUUCUUUUAUUUGAUGCUUCAGCCAUUGGUUAUCUGAAAGCCGAGUGCUUGCACAAGCAUUUCAUGGAAGAGGGGAGAGAUAGGGAUACAUGGGACCGACGCCGCGUUCUCUUUCAUCCUGGUGGAAAGCGUGUGUUGUAUGGUUAUUUGGCCACGAAAGAAGAUAUGGAUUCCUUUAACCGCUACUGCGAUAGUUUGUUCUCUCUCUACUCUUGUUAUAUGUACACAUUUCCUCAUCUUAUACCCUUUAUCAAUGAAAAAGGCUUUGAUAGGGAACACUGCCAGUGAUUUUAUUUGGAAGCGACAAUAACUGCUGGUUUGGUUUAUAGGCUUAAGUUUAAUGUAAUCCCAUGGACUUCUGAAAUACAUGGUUCAUUGGGUCUUGAGCAUCCAGAGAACGAAUAAUCAUGUUGGGGGGAGCGAGUUAGACCUGUCAUUGUGGUCAUGUGCUGUUUUAGGCAGGUCUCAGGGCUCCCAGUAGAUUAUGGUCCUCCAUGGUCAAUUGGAUUACAGUAUUCAUAUGAAUUUGUGUAGCCUUCAGGUUUAUUUGAGAACUGUGUUAAGUUAUUUUAGAACAGUUAAAGCUUUUCAGAAAACAAAAUCACUAGGUUAAAAAGUUUCCAAUAGAAUGUCCAUUUACUCCCUCAGGUAAAGUCCUUCUUAGAAUUAAUUUUAGGACCCUAAAUUUGGGGAUAUAACCUCUUUAACCCAUCGAUUAACCUCAGUAAAACAAAUCUCCUGAUUUUACUACCCUCAAUGCACUUGAAAAAAAUAAUCUCUCAAGAUUGAAUAGAGACCAUCCAAUUUUUAGAUGGUAAGAUCUAAGGGUUAGGAGACUCAAAACUUCAAAAAAAAAAUUAAUGAGAAUAAUCAAUGUACUAGUUCUUAAGUGGUUCUCAAAAUUUCAGGUUGAAAGAAAAUCAUCUCAAUUAGAUCUUUUGAUCAAGGGUGUAAAAGUAAAUUGUGCUCUCAAGGGAGCAUAUAUAUAUAUAUAUAUAUAU